Messenger RNA from Daldinia decipiens, 3408 nucleotides. RefSeq lists its product as uncharacterized. NCBI's taxonomy places the organism in Eukaryota, Fungi, Ascomycota, Sordariomycetes, Xylariales, Hypoxylaceae. The transcript has 2 exons. The record is from RefSeq and is a predicted model, not a curated record. The coding region runs from base 1 to 3408 and encodes 1135 amino acids.
AUGACCAAAGUACAGAAGUCGGACCCAGGCCUACCUUCGAGGUCUGACAGCUUCUUAAAAAUGCUGGAUCUGGAGAAAAGGUACAAGAUGCAACGUAUCCAAGGUCAUACCCCCGCGACGAUCAUAUCGCCAAGUACAAGUUCACCCUCCGCCCAGCCAGAUAAACCGUUUAAGGCUCGGCGUGUAAGCGGACAUCCUCCGCUUUCGCACCAAAUCCAGAUAAUGAAAGCCGUGCGGCGGAGCUCUGCUCUUCCUUCGCUUUCAAUAUCUAUACCUCCUUCGGCUGAGGACCCUGCCGUGGCAACGAAUGGACCUCCCGGAGACCUGCAACCAAGAAAGGAGGAACGCACUAAAACGGUAACAUUCUCGGGUCCCGAGGUAGAGGAUGACGGCGAUUCUUCUGGCCAGUCUUCCAUAUGCCAAUCACCUAGCUGGGAACAGUACGGACGUAAGAAAAAGAAGAAGCCUAAGAAGCAGGACGCGGACGCGGACGCAGACGCGGGAAAAAAGGGUGAGGAAAAAUCCGCAAACACUUUGAGGAAAAAGGGGAACAAGCUGAGCAAGGUUCCGCCACCUAAUUUUCAAGGGGUUGAAUCAUUGAUAACGACGGACCGUUCACAAUCAGCCCCUGAGUUAGACCGCUUUCUUAAAUCUAACGCUGCUAAACUAGAUACUCCCAUUCCAACGCCACCAGACGAGAUGACCAACCAGAAACUUGACAGCAAGCCGAAGAGCAAAGGCUUCUUAUCUGGGUUCAGAUUACAACAUGGGAAUGUGGCGGCCGUCCAGAAAAUCCUCGAUGGCCAGAGAACCAGCAGCGAUGAAAAUCAUUCCGGAGGAUCACCUAUGUUGAAACCUCAAAAUUCCGCCCCGGUAGACUCUAACUUGAUAAAUCUUCGAAAGCCUCCUUCGAUCAUGUCAGCCGUCUCGAAUUCAACUCGAUCCAUUUCUUCUCUGGACCAAUUACCAUCAAACGCUCGGAAUUCGGCCGGUUCAAGCCAUGGUCGUUCACAAUCAUUACUCUCAUCCACUUUGAAUAAGCUGAAAGGGCCGUCCUAUCUCUACUAUCGCCCUCCCGAAAUUUCCAAAGGCAUCAAAUUCCAGCGUCCGAGCAGCUCUCAUGAAGCAGAUAUUACUACCGGCUUGCCGGACAACCAACCUUCGAAACGCCCCGUGGUGCAACAGCCAGAACGCCCUAGAGAACGCUCUUCGAAAUCUGUAGAUUCUACCCAAAAACUUCCCGAGUUUUCGUUUCCGCCGAAACCCAAACAUGUCGUUACUCAACCUACAGUAGAAGUCGUCGCUCGUAGUCCUCGGCCUCAAGCUCGUAUAGAAGAUCCAGGAGACACUGGUAACGGAUACGAGGCACCAGAACCUAAUUCAUACCGCGGUCGUCGUAUUCAGAUGCCACAGGAUCGCGUGCCGACUCGAGAAGUAGCUAUGGAGAGAGAUAGACGAUCUCGACCCGAGCGUGCGCCUCGGGCCCCAAGACAGCCGGCCGAAUAUGUAGAAAAUGACAAAGACAUUCCUCAACAAGCUGAGCAACUUCGUCGAAGACUCGAGUCAAAGUACCACACCAAUCAACAGAUGAAUGGAUAUGUGCAGCCGCGAGUAGAAAGUUGGGUAGAGUCUGAGCACACCCCAGGGCCAAGGCCUUCUAGCCAGCAAGAACCCACUUAUAUCAAAAAUGAAAAGCUCAACCACGCAGAGCCUGACCUCAGUAGGGAUGAAGAAGAUGAUGGGGGGUCUAUUGGAACUCAUGCAUCAACGAUCAGGCCAGUUUCUCGAAGACAAGGACGUAAUUCCCCUCCGACGGACGGAAGGACGCACGUUACUUUCCCAUCCAGUCCGAACAUGAUCGGGAGAGCUGUCACGUCUGAUUCGACGGACGAAGAAGUGCGAAUACCUGUCACGCAGCCACCAAAAUCAAAUCAGUCGACCGAAGGAGAGGAAGUCAUACCCGCAGGAAACCCGCAGAGGCCAGACAGAUCCGCUGAUUACUUCUCCUUCGUCAAUCAGUCGUAUGCUCCUCCCUCUCUGGAGCUACGAUCACCAAAUGACGGCAAAUUCACAUCGCCGCGAAUCGAUGAGGAACCCGAGGAAGAUGACAACUUAUAUCGUAUAUUACGGCAAAUUCCGGCUAAAAGAGCCAACGAAGUUACCUCGCCGUCCGAAUACCCAAGUCAAACUGCUAUGCCAAGUUCAAAUGUCACUAAUAGGAUUGUAAGACAAAGGCCAACCAAAAACUCGCCUUCUCUUUCUUCUCAUUAUUCCGAUAGCGAUGUACCGGCACUCGAACGCCUGGGCAUAUCGCCGAAAGCCGCAAGGAUUCUUGCCGGGGUAGAAACAUCCAGCACAUCGACUUCUCAAUCAAAUACGGAUCCCAGUAGGACCAAUUCGGAGAGGUCAUCAUCUUCCACAUGCGACGAUACUCCUCCGUCGCCGGUCAUGUUACCGACACCCGACAGUUCGCGAGCGCGGCCGCAAAAAGAAGCUGCGGCCCCCCGGACGGACGUUCAAGACAGGACUCCACGAAGGACCUACCGACCCCCAGCUGUGGAGUUGCCUUCAAAAAACACUUCACGAUCCACUAGUAGAGAUGCGAUCGGUCAGGAUGACAGCUGGAGCCGAACUGCAUUGCCGAUAGAUCUUGAAAAUGAUACCGCUGCCGCAUCCAAUUUGAACAGUCUGAAAUCUAGCCCGCAACUAGUGCCAAACCCUACCUCAGCCUCUUUUACGGAGGACAUCAAGGAAAGUCUGGACGAGGAUGAAUUUAUGAAUAAGAACCAGGUCCAACAUUCCUUGCCUCCUAGGGCUCAAUCUGCUAUUGAUGUCCAUUCAACGAAUUUCUUGCCAGAUUUAAGGCACCGGGCCCUACAGCAGAAGAAAGAUAGAGGUGCUACAAUAUCAGCUAGUCUACCUGGCACGCCGCCACCGGAAAUAGUUGAUGGGGGUCCUCGAAAGUCCGCGUUGAGAACGUCUCGCAAAAAUAGUGCCAACAAUGAUGAACCUGCCACCAUAGUCUCUCCUGGUGCCGCUUACCUUCAAGAAGCCCGAAAAGCCGCGCCGGUUCCGCCCACCUCUACUUCUAGGGCGUUGCGACCGCACUAUACGCAUAAAAACUCGUCCAUUAGUAUCAAGAGCGUCGGAACUCCGGAUAACCGAUCGGAGCCUCUCGCUAAAAUGUUGGUUGAAUGCUGUAGUUGCAAGUUCUUCCACGAUAUGCCCUCGCGGGUGUACGAAUGCAUGGCUAAGCCCGACUCUAUUGUCGAGGACAAAUUGCUUGGCGUUUCGGCUACCAUCACCACGAUGGUCAAGUGCCCGUGGUGCGGGCAUGGCAUGAGUACCCAGUGCUGUUCCGGCUACGCUGCAGUUGUCUAUCUUAAGGAAAAGCUUCACGGAAAAUAA